AGAGUGUGCGCUGCCUGUCGACAAAAGAGGGGAAGGAGAGGAAAGAUGAGCUCCGUGCGUCAGGACGCACAAGGAACAGCAUAUGGCCUCUGAUCUAGCCCGAUCUAAACGGGUGAUCUCAAACCGUUGCGCUGCGCAAAGGUGAACAGUGGACAGAUUGGGGGAAAAUGCGAGGAGAAAGGCGCAUCAGACACUCCAGAGUCUGAUCUGCGCGUGCAUGCAGACGUUUAUGCGAGGGUGGCACGAUUGUUCACACCCACACCUUGUCACCAGUGGCGGACGGACUGAACUGUACUUCUGUACAGUUUAUUUUCCUCGCAGUUUACCCAUUUCGGGCUUUGCCAGCAUCGUUGCCACUCGCAGGUCGUCAUCGCAUCUACCAGGACGAUGGUGUCGUCGUUAUUUAUUUUGAUGCCCAGACGGGCUUAUUUGCGCUGCUUCUGUCCAUAAGGAUUUUCCUUCACCGUACUUAUACUUUUUAAAUCAGAUUUUUUUAUUAUAAUUAUUAUUAUUUCGCGUUUUUAUUCCCCGGUUUGUCUUUAAGAUAGCAGCCUAUUAAUAUUUAAUUCUUAUGCAUCCGCAUGAAGACGGCACCAAAGAGGAGCAAACGAGCGAUAACCGAGAGGGAGAGGGAGGCAGCUGAGGAGGCAAAGCAGAAUGAAUGAGACACUCUGAGCAUCCAAGGAGAAGGAGAUUGGAGACAUUGAGGGUCACCCUCAGGGAGGGUGUGAGCGGAGGAAAGUGCCACCCUACUCACCCGUGCCUGCUGACCACCUUUACGCUUUAGUGGCGUCCAUUUGCCCCGCUCCCUGCUAAGCUUCAAACAUGGCUCUAGCGAUCUGGAUCGUCUUCAGCUGUUCCGUGGCUUUUAGCAACAUCGCUCUGUCCUCCCAGGCUCUAAGCCGAUCAAUGAUGCCAUUUGGCCUGAUGCGCCGGGAGCUGGCAUGUGAAGGCUACCCAAUCGAGCUGCGCUGUCCGGGAAGUGAUGUCAUCAUGAUUGAGACGGCCAACUAUGGCCGCACCGAUGACAAAAUCUGUGAUGCGGAUCCUUUUCAGAUGGAGAAUGUGCAGUGUUACUUGCCUGACGCCUUCAAGAUAAUGUCACAGAGGUGUAAUAAUCGCACUCAGUGUGUGGUGGUCGCGGGGUCAGACGUGUUCCCAGACCCCUGCCCAGGGACCUACAAGUAUUUGGAGAUCCAGUAUGAGUGUGUCCCCUACAGUAAGUACUGA
This is a messenger RNA of Cyprinodon variegatus (sheepshead minnow), 1230 nucleotides long. Its product is annotated as adhesion G protein-coupled receptor L1-like. The transcript has 4 exons. Lineage: Eukaryota; Metazoa; Chordata; Actinopteri; Cyprinodontiformes; Cyprinodontidae. The coding region runs from base 826 to 1230 and encodes 134 amino acids. Gene Ontology annotation, molecular function: carbohydrate binding. The record is from RefSeq and is a predicted model, not a curated record. Gene Ontology annotation, biological process: signal transduction.